This is a messenger RNA of Amaranthus tricolor (Joseph's coat), 1042 nucleotides long. RefSeq lists its product as uncharacterized. The transcript is spliced from 3 exons. Lineage: Eukaryota; Viridiplantae; Streptophyta; Magnoliopsida; Caryophyllales; Amaranthaceae. The record is from RefSeq and is a predicted model, not a curated record. Bases 673 to 1032 code for a protein of 119 amino acids.
UUCAAUAAUCAUUUCGUUUUAUUAUUUUCUUUUUAAUGCCGUUUCGAAUUUUUAUUCCAAUCGUUUUUAAGCUCUCGAUUUUCUUUUAUGUAUAAUUUAUUUCUCUUAAAAUAAAUUACCUAAAUAUUAAGUCUAGCUAAAUUACCUACAAUAACUUAAUCUUUUUAUUUCCUAUAUUAAUUUAUUAAAAAUAAAAAUAUAUAUAAUAUAAAAAAAAAAAAAAAAAAAUGUAAAAAUCUAAAAUAGUGGGCGGCAAGACUAAGGCUAGGUGACAAAAUAUUUAAUUUAGUCUUAUCCCUUACAUAAACCAAGAAUAAAUAUCUUGGAUUUUUGUUGUUAUUUCUUGCCCAUGAAGUAAAAUUAGAUAAUAGAUAAUUUUUGCUAAUCAUGGCCUAUUUAAGACCAACAUGCCGUGGAAAAAAAAAAAAAAAAAACAGAAGAAGGAAAUCAGAAAAAAAAAAAAAUAAAAUAAUUUCACAAAGAUAAUCUAAUUCCUAAAAAUUCCAAAAAAACCCUAGAAAAAUUCCUAAAAAUUCUCAAAAAUUUUCUAAUAAUAGUAUUUAGUGUUAAUUAUAGAAAUUCAAGGGGAGGAAGCUAAUUUUGUGGCUAAAAAUUCUACAACAAAGGGAAUUAAUUAAUAGUGAUAUUAGUAAAGACUCAGAUUGAGAUACUAUGGAAGAUUUACAAAAAGUGCUUAAUAUGAAAGAUUCACCAAAAACUUCCAACAAUGAAAAAGAAUUGUCAGAAGGGACUCAAACUCCAAGAACUAUUACACAAGUUACCCCAAAUGGUUCAACCCUGUGGAUUCCUCAUUGUGAGUUUGAUAAAAAGCCAUUUGUUGGUAUGGCUUUUGAAAACUUAGAGAAAGCCUUAGAUUUUUAUGGUAAAUAUGCUGAAAUUUGCGGUUUUGAUAUACGUUCAUCUACUACCUACAAAAAAAAGGGUAUUGUUUUUUUAAAAUAUUUUGUUUGUAGUAGGGAGGGUAUCAUAAAACCUAAACUUAAGAAAAGUGCAGAUGUUGUUGCACGUUAGAAGAGAUCAA